Myodes glareolus (Bank vole) is the source of this 2845-nucleotide messenger RNA. It is a transcript of the gene Upk3a, whose product is annotated as uroplakin 3A. Gene Ontology annotation, biological process: urea transport; water transport. The record is from RefSeq and is a predicted model, not a curated record. Lineage: Eukaryota; Metazoa; Chordata; Mammalia; Rodentia; Cricetidae. Gene Ontology annotation, cellular component: plasma membrane.
GUCAGCAUCAGGUGUCUUCCUCUAUAUACUAUAUAUUUUUUUGAGAUAGUCUCUCACUGGACAUCGGGCUCAUCUUGACAAGACUAGGUAGUCAGAGAAUCCCAGGGCUCCUCCUGUCUCUGCCUCCUUAGCACUGGAAUUCUAGCUGUACCACUGUGCCUGGUUUCUCACAUGGGUGCCGGGGAUUUGAACUUGGGUCCUCAUGCUUACAAGUCAAGCACUUUACCAGCAGGCCGAUAUUCCUUGUCCUAUCUUGCUCUGUAGUGUUCUUUCUCUAUCCCAAAGCUUCCUCAUUCUCUAGCAAGCACAACUUCAGUGCUAGGGUACCACAGAAUUUGCCCUCCCCUCCCCACCACCAAGUGACCAGCAAGGUCCUGGGUUCUAGCUCAGGAAUUGUAUCCUUAGAGGUUUUUCAAAGAAGGGCCUGAGAUAGUUGCUUGCACCUUUGCUCAGAUCCAGAUUCCACACAGAUGAGCGUAUUAUCCAUUCCACACUUUAUUAAUUUACUGGUUCUGCACCCAUGCUUGUUGAUCUGUAUGCCUUAAAUAUAAAACUGAUUUAAGAUGCACUUGGAGAUGUGCACAGAUUCCUGACACUGGAGAAAACUGGUUAAUUUAGGUGAAGACCCCAUCCUUUCUCUCUUCUUUUUCCAAGCGCUGAUCAUUUAUCUGUUCCUCUUAAAGACUUACUUUGGCUGGACUCAGAAAUAGAAGCUGUCGGCGAGGACAGCCCACGUCUCUUGGCAAUCUGUUCCUGGUGUUUUUCUUUGAUUUCCUUCAUUCUCUUGGCCAAAAGUUUAGCACAUUCUGCAGCCUCCUCCUUGUUUUCCUUAGUGUGUUGUUACGUUGGUGUUUGUGUUUCAGGAUAUGUGGGUAACAAGAUGCCAGUCUGGGUGCUUUGGUGCUGAGUCUCUUAGGUUUAAGGGCUUCCUGACAACAUGUUAGUGGACACCAUCUUCUCUAGAGAGACCACUGUUGGCAGAUUAUUGCUAGCUCUUUUGGGCCCCAACAGUAGAAGCACUGUAGUCUCUCUCUCUCUCUCUCUCUCUCUCUCUCUCUCUCUCUCUCUCUCUCUCUAUCUCUCUUUUACAGGAACAUUCGGAUCUGACAACAGUGGCUGGGAAGACUGUUCAACUUCAUCUUAACAGACCCAUCAGCAGAAGAGGCGUCAAGAAAAAGAAUGGGGUUUCUUCUCUCCCUCCUCCUUCAGUUCUGCUGGGGAGGGGGGAAGAUUCAGGGUCCUACUUGGCCUAACUAAGCAUCUACCACUGAGCUGCACUCCAGUCCACCAUCACUAUUGUCGGUUGAUUCUCAGGAAGCAAUGAGGGGUUAAAGGCUCUAUUCCGUUCCUUGUCCUGGUCCCACCAGUUCCUGGCCCUUCUCAGCCUCUGUGGACCUCUGUCUUGCACGGUCUGAGAACUGAAAAGACCAUCAUGCAGGACUUCAUUUUUCCACGAGUGAUAAUUUCACCAGCAUCUGGCACAUAGUAUGAGCUCAUGCUUGUCGGAAUUAGUGUCUCUAUAGUGUAGAAACUGAGGUUCCGAAAAUGAGGAUGUCUCGGACGGCACUGUGAAAGCAUCAGCUCAGCUUCAGCACGCAGUAGAAGCUUUGGGGAAGGGGCAGAGAUGGUCAGGAGCUGCGGUUGAAGGUCCCCAAAACAGCACUGGAGGGAGGAGCCCAGGGCUGGGCUGUAUGCAAAUACCACACAAAGAGGCUUCGAGUUGGCCCUCUCGAGAGGGGCGGGGCGUGCCGUUGCUGGUGGCAGGUGCUCAGGGUUGCGCAGGGCAAAGAGGGCGCUCUGCAGGUUGAAGCGCUGUUCGCUGCGGCUCAUCUCGGGCGAUGCUCCUGCUCUGGGCCCUGCUGGCCCUCGGAUGCCUGCAGUGUGGCUGGACUGUGAACCUCCAGCCCCAACUGGCCAGCGUGACCUUUGCCACCAACAACCCCACCCUCACCACUGUGGCCUUGGAGAAACCUCUGUGCAUGUUCGAUAGCUCGGAGCCACUCAGCGGUACUUAUAACGUUUACCUCUAUGCCAUGAUCGACUCAGCCAGCUCCAGGAAUGUGUCUGUACAGAGCAACGCCGGAACUCCACUGAGCACCACCUCCCAGCAAACCCAGGGCGGGAGGUCGGGCCCCUACAGAGCUGCGGCCUUUGACCUGACCCCUUGCGGUGACUUGCCCAGCCUGGAUGCUGUUGGAGAUGUGACCCGGACCUCGGAGAUUCUGAAUGCAUACCUAGUCAGAGUGGGCGACAACGGGACCUGCCUUUGGGACCCCAACUUCCAGGGGCUCUGCAACCCACCCCUGUUGGCAGCUACUGAGUAUAGGUUCAAAUACGUCCUGGUCAACAUGUCCACAGGCUUGGUACAGGACGAGACUCUAUGGUCGGAUCCCAUCCGCACCAACCGGCCUAUCCCGUACUCAGUCAUCGACACGUGGCCGGGCCGGCGGAGCGGAGGCAUGAUUGUCAUCACUUCCAUUCUGGGCUCCCUACCUUUCUUCCUGCUCGUGGGCUUUGCUGGAGCCAUUGUCCUCAGCUUUGUGGACGUGGGCAGCUCUGAUGGGGAAACAACACAUGACUCACAGAUCACCCAGGAGGCUGUCCCCAAGACCCUGGGGACCUCUGAGCCUUCCUACGCGUCUGUGAACCGUGGCCCACCCCUAGACAGAGCCGAGGUGUUCACCAGCAAGCUCCAAGACUGAAACGAGUCCCAGUCCCAGGUGGCCUCCUCUCAACCUGGUUUUGCUGUCUGCAAUGAUGGUGUUUAUGCUCUUACUGGGCCAAGAUGAAACAAAGCUUGUUGGUCCAACUUCAUGAAAAUCCGUAAUAAAAUAUUCAGUGACAA